Messenger RNA from Triticum turgidum subsp. durum (durum wheat), 1602 nucleotides. NCBI's taxonomy places the organism in Eukaryota, Viridiplantae, Streptophyta, Magnoliopsida, Poales, Poaceae. The record is from the annotation of a GenBank genome assembly.
AUGAUGAUGAGUGAAGGCCAGGGACAGCAGCAACAGCAGGAGAUCAUCAUCAGCCAGCAGCAACAUCAGCAUCAGCAACAGCAACAGCCGCUGGAGAUGGACAUCACCUUCGGGAUGAGCAGCCAUCAACAUCACCAUGCCCCUCCUUCCUCGUCUUCCUCCUCCUCCAUGCACGCCGCCGCCGCGAGCUUCAUGAGCGGCAAGGAGGCGUCAGGCGCGUAUGACCAUCUGGGGGAGCUGGACCAGGCCCUGUUCAUGUACCUCGACCAUGGCCACGCCUCCACGCAGCAAGAGCAGCGCCAGACCCUCAACAUCUUCCCCUCCCAGCCGAUGCAUGUGGAGCCAUCACCAAAGGGGGAGCUUGGUCUAGUCCUGUCGCCAGCGCCCGUGGGGUCCAAGAUGCCGAGCGGCAGGUCGUCGCCGGACUACCAUCACCAGCAGCAGCAGCAGGCAGCCGCGGCGGCCAUGGAGGAGUUGGCGGCGGGGAGCAGGAGGCAGCAGCAGGAGCACCACCUCCACCUGCAGCACCAGCAGCAACAACCCGCCUUCGCCACCGCCGAGUCCGCAGGGGUCAGCAACAACAAGGAUGUCAAGCCGCUGACAAAGAAGGAGCACAAAAGGGGCUUAUCCACCGGCGAACGCGACCCAAAAACGCUGAGGAGGCUAGCCCAGAACAGGGAGGCGGCGAGGAAGAGCAGGCUGAGGAAGAAGGCCUAUAUCCAGCAGCUCGAGUCCAGCAGGAUCAGGCUAGCUCAGAUCGAGCAAGAACUCCACAGCGCAAGAGCUCAGGGAGUGCUCUACCCCGGCAGCAGCCUCCUCGCCGAGCAAGGCAUCGCCGGAAAAGGUAUCGGCGGCAUCGACGGCCUCAGCUCAGUAAUUCGAAGCAAUUGGCCAGCAGAAGCGGCGAUGUUCGACGUGGAGUACGCGCGGUGGCAGGAGGAGCACAACCGGCUCAUGUACGAGCUGCGGGCGGCGCUGCAGCAGCACCUGCCGGAGGGGGAGCUGCAGAUGUACGUGGAGAGCUGCCUGGCGCACCACGACGAGGUGCUGGCCAUCAAGAACGCCGUCAUCAAGGGCGACGUCUUCCACCUCAUCUCCGGCGUCUGGAGGAGCCCCGCGGAGCGCUGCUUCCUCUGGCUCGGCGGCUUCCGCCCCUCCGAGGUCAUCAAGAUGGUGCUUUCGCACGUGGAGCCGCUGACGGAGCAGCAGAUCGUGGCGGUGUACGGGCUGCAGCAGUCGGCGGUGCAGACGGAGGAGGCGCUGAGCCAGGGCCUGGACACCCUCUACCAGGCGCUCUCCGACACCGUCGUCUCCGACGCGCUCACCUGCUGCUCCACCCCCAACGUCUCCAACUACAUGGGCCAGAUGGGCCUCGCCGUCCACAAGCUCACCACCCUCGAAGGCUUCGUCAGACAGGCAGAGAAGCUGAGGCAGCAGAUGCUCCACCGGCUGCACCAGGUGCUGACGGCGCGGCAGAUGGCGCGGUCGCUGCUCGCCGUCUCCGACUACUUCCACCGCCUCCGCGUGCUCAGCUCCUUCUGGGUCAACCGCAACAGGAUGGCGCCGCAGGACCAGCAGCUGGAGGCCGGCCCUCACACCUAG